This is a messenger RNA of Dufourea novaeangliae, 3602 nucleotides long. It is a transcript of the gene SIDL, whose product is annotated as trafficking protein particle complex subunit 10. The coding region runs from base 69 to 3602 and encodes 1177 amino acids. NCBI's taxonomy places the organism in Eukaryota, Metazoa, Arthropoda, Insecta, Hymenoptera, Halictidae. Gene Ontology annotation, biological process: intra-Golgi vesicle-mediated transport; early endosome to Golgi transport. Gene Ontology annotation, molecular function: protein binding. The transcript is spliced from 12 exons. The record is from RefSeq and is a predicted model, not a curated record. Gene Ontology annotation, cellular component: TRAPPII protein complex.
CUGGUAAAAGUGACGUAAAGUUGUAAUGAUUGAAAGCAGGUUCGCGAAGCAAUUGCCAAUCUUUAGAAAUGAAUUGCAAUGGGGGGUUGUCGAUGGGUAAUGAACGUAAGACAAACGUCUUUAUGGAUUCUAAGCCAAUUAUCACAUUUGCAGGAGAUGAAAAAUUAUUCUCUACGGUGGAAAAUGGUUUGUUGCAAGCCAUACCUGCAGACAUGGUUGAAUGGCGUAGGUCAUUCAGUCGACCAAUUAAACAGGUCAGACUUGGGGCAAAUUUUGUGCCAUUUUCUAAGGAUGUUCUUCCAGCUGAGAAAGAUUGGCAUCUGAUAAAACAACCUAUAUUUCACAUUUAUUGGAGUGAAUGUUCAGAUGUAGAUACUUAUAAAGCCAGUAUCAAAGAUGACAUAGAUAGUUGGUUGAAAACGUUAUUACAGUAUCAUAUUCAAGAUUGGAUGAUUGUUUUAGUAGAAACUUAUGAUAUAAAGAAAACAAAUAAACUGUUACCUAGAACAACUGUUCUAGACAAAAUUCGCAGUGAUUUUGCUUCUAAGAAUGGGGACAGAUGUUUUUCUGUAAUAAACUCUGUAAAAUCAGAGAUGCGUUCAGCCGAAUCGUGGAGAGGUUUAGUUAAUCGUAUGCGUCAGUUAAUGCUUAUGGCAUAUGACAAAACGUUGUCUCGAUUUGAAGAUGUCAUUAGAGAACAAAAAGAAAACAGGAAUCAUCCAACCUGGAAUUUCUGUCACUUUUUUUUAUUGCAGGAAGAACUUGCAUUUGUUUUACAAAUGUUAGGCUUACAUGAUGAAGCAUUAGUGCAAUAUGAUGAAUUAGAUGCUCUUUUUACACAAUUUGUGCUUGAUUUUAAUCUAGGAGACACUCCAAAUUGGUUAAAUUUGUUUCAAACUCCUUUAAAUAAUUGGGGAGGUGUUAAUUUAAGUAAUGGUACAAAUCAUCAUCUAAGAUACCUUUUGGCUGAGUGUAAAGCAUCAUUGUUAGAUCUUAGAAGUUAUUUAUUCAGUAGACAAUGUGCCAUGUUAUUAGCGCUCAAUAAACCAUGGGAGGUUGCACAAAGAUGCUUAUCAUUUGUACAUAACACGUUAAGUGAAUUACGUAUCUUAGAAGUUCAACGACCCGAAGGAUCUAUCGAAUGUUGGUCCUUCCUCUGUGCACUGGAGGUACUGCAAGCUUGUCAAUUAUCAUCCUACAAUAUUGAUAAUAAUGAGCAAUUAGAUCUAUGCUCUCUUCACACAGCCAGUUUAUGGGCUCUUGCCAGAGAUAAAUUGGGAGAUCUAGGAAAAUUAUGUGGUUUAAUGCCUGGAAAUGAACCCUCUAGUGAGCAGUUACACACAGUUGUUUACCUUAUAGCUGGUAUGGGUGAUUCUGAACCACAGAUAGAAGGAAAGUUAACACCAACUGAUAAAUUGAAAGAAGCACUUUCCUCAAAGGAAGCAUUCAAAAAACAGUACCUCGAACAUGCAGAAUUAGCUAUGGGUACUUACAAACAUGUAGGUCGCAUUCGAUCAGCAAGGUUAAUAGGAAAAGAAUUAGCACAAUUUUACAGUGAACUUGGGGAGAAUCCGAAAGCCGUAGCAUUUUUGUUAGAUGCCUUGAAAACUUAUACCGAUGAAGGUUGGAGACAUUUAGCAGCGCAUACUCAGUUAGAAUUGGCACAAUGCUACAAAAGGAUGGAUGACGUUGAGAAAUACACAAAAGUUAGCGCAGCAAUUGCCAGCUUGAAUGUAUUGCACGUUACAGUGCGUAACACGUAUUUCGAAGAAAUGCUUGGCUACAUGAAAAUGAUUUCAUCUCCGCAACCAUUACUUAUAGAACUCGGAUGUGCUUUUGUAAUACUCAGUAUGGAAGUUAAAGUAAUGGACAAAGUGGUGCAAGACUGCGUGGUUAAUAUCGAGAUCAGUAUACAAAGUUUAUUUCCGAGAGAAGUGAGAUGCACUAAGGCGUCCAUAUCUGUUGAAGAAAUUCAGAAACCUCAGGCAUUGACUAAAAAGAAGGGGUCAAAGACAUCUGUCGAACCUUCAAUCCCACUGUUAUCAAAAUGUACACUUGAGGAUAUGCAACCAUUUGAUCCAAGAUUACUUCAAUUAGAAGUGUAUUCGUAUUUAGAUUAUAAAGAAGAUAAGAGUCUUGGAUCAGCUAGUGUCGUACAUAGAAAUACUAAGCCUGUCGUAAGACGUUCUGAUAGUACAAAACAUAGGAAACCAUCUGUAAAUGCAAAAGGUGAUUUUAGUAAAGCGUUAUCGUGUGACGAGUUUAUAAUGAAACCAGGCAUGAAUACGUUUACAUUGGUCCGAUGUGUUGAUCAGCCUGGAUUUUACAAAGUUGGUCAACUGUCGUUAGUUGUUGAGGAAAAAUUAGAGUUUCUGUCGACUGUUUUAAAUCCUCAGUUAUGUUAUGAAGUGGCUAAAACUCAACCAAGAAUUACCUUGAAAUGCGGCAGAGAUUUAUUGGCGGGCCUUAUUCAAAACAUAGAACUAAUUGUAACGAGUGGCAGCAUAAAAAUAAUAAAAGACAUGAAAUUUAAGUUACGUACAUCUAGAGGAUUAGUAAUACAAGUUGUCGAAUCAGAAGAAGUAAUGUGUAAAGAACUAGAGAUAUCACUGCCAGUUUGUGAACCAUUCCAAACAAUGCGGUUGCAGUUAAAAGUUCUAGCCGAACUACCACCAAAGAAAGAUACCUUAUCGAUGGAACAUAAGUUGAACAUACAGUGUCCAUGGGGUGCCGAAGAAAGCAUACCAUUACAUUUCGGACCACCUCUUAUGUCAACUAUGAAACUUCACACAGCAAACCGAAGAAAAUUUCUUCAAAUAGUUGUAACAGGAUUAACAAAACAACUUUUACAGUUGACUGAUCCAGAAUUAACAACAGUAACAUCUAUAGACAUUAAUUUUCAAAGUUUAAAUCCAAUUGCGGGACAGAGAUUAAUAAUAGGCAACGAAGUAAACGUGUCGUUUAUGUGGGAACUUGAAAUUGGUAAAGAUGAGAAAUCUAUGAUGCCUAUAAAGACUGAUUUUCGUGUUAAAUAUAUACCAAUUAAUGAUGCCGAAGAACUGAAUGAUGAUCCAUUGCACUUACAUAAUUUGCAAAGAAUGGAAAAAGGAACCAGCGUUUACAGAUGCAAUUUUGAUAUUAUAGACUAUAUGACUUUGUUUACAGUGUCCUCAAAAGUUCAGCCAGCUGGAAAUGGAGGUGAAUUUUGUCGUGCUGGUAGCAUGUGCCAUCUUUAUCUCACAGUAACACGUAUAUUGCCCAGUCCCAAUCCAAAUCCUCCGCCUCAAUUAAUGUACGAAGUUCUUGCCGAUCAAGCCAUGUUGUGGGCUGUAUGUGGUCGUACUGCUGGCAUUGUGUCGUUGGAAGUCCUAGAAAAACAAAGUGUCACAUUGGACGUGAUGCCAUUAACCAGUGGUUAUUUACCCCUUCCCGUUGUUAGAUUGUCGCGAUAUAUCCCAGCAUCAGAAUCAAAGAGUGACAUUCGCAAAAGCGAAAUAGCUUCCGUUCCAAGAUUAGAACCGUUCAGUCCUGGACAAGUCUAUAAUGCUAGCAAAGCACAACAAGUUCAUGUUUUACCGGCAGCACCUACAGAAGCAAAUUGA